UCAACAGCCAAUCCUGGAGCCUGUUGUUUAACAGUCAAUCGGUUUGAAACAGUAAAGCAAGCGUUUUCUAACUAACGGAAUAACUUGGGAAACGAGUGCGGUAGCCUGUAUAAAAAUAUAAAACAGAUGUCCUCUGACGAAGAACCAAGCAGUCCUGUCCUGCCCAAGGACUCUGAUCCUGGCAGCUCUGUGUCCUCUGAUCUUCAGGAUGAGUAUGAGGAGCUCCUCCGAUAUGCUGUUGUCACCCCAAAGCUCGACAGACUCACCAGUGCUCAUUCGCAGCGGCCCUCACAUCUGCCUGCAGGGAGUCGGACUUCACAGAGAAAAGAGGACACAAAAUCACUGCGCCCAGCAGAUAUGGCCAGCGAAGCUAAAGAUGGAGGGCAUUCCAGCAGGAGUGUAAGAUCAUCACAGGUCUCCCCCUUACUUGAGCCCUCCACACGUCUAAAAGUCUCUCAUGCUGAGGAUAUGGCAGGUCGGUCAUGUAGCAGGGUGUCCGUGCUCUCAAACGCUCCCUCAGACAGGUUACAGACAGUGUCUGAGAGGUCAAGGCCAAGCAGCCCACACCAACUCGAUUCUGCUGUGACCGAGAUGUUCAUAUCGGAGGAAAACAUAUGCAAGAUGGAGAACAUACUGGACGUGUGGAGCAACAACCUGAAGUCAAAUGUGCUGACAGAGCUCAGGAAGUGGAAGCUUGCGUGCAUGGACCAACACCAACUGGAAAUGAGGAGAGAGAAGGAGAGGUAUGCAGCCCAGAGCGCUGACUUGAGGACAGAAAUAGACGGUCUGAAGGGGCUGCUGAAUACCUACGAGACUUCCAACCAGAGAAAAGAUGAGGUGAUCAUGAACCUGAGCCAGGUGUUGGACAGAAAUAAAGAAAAACAUGAAAAGAUGAGAGCCUUCACCCACUGGAGAAUCCAGCACUCUGAGGCCAAAGAGGAGGCACGUGCGGCUCAGGUAGCACGACAGCACUACAACUUGCAGCUGAAGAAGAAGGUGUGGUUCGGCUGGCAGUCUCUGAUCCAGAAACACUGGAAGGUCAAGGUGGAGCGGGCUUGCCGUGCAAGGGCUGAAGAAGUCUGCACCCGUCUGUCUACAGAGUAUGAGGCCAAGCUGGCAGAGCACUGUGAGGCUAUAGAAAAGGCCCAGGCAGAGAUUCAGAGACUGCGGCUAGAGCGAGAGCGUUCUGAAGAAUCUAUGAAGAAAGCCUUCAUGAGGGGCGUGUGUGCUCUCAACAUGGAGGCUCUCGGCAUGUUUCAAACCACAGAGGGACAACCUUCAGUUCAAGAACAGCACGAUAAUCUGCCUCCUCAGGAUGAGUACUCUGCUACAUCGGGUCAACUACAACCUUAUCCAACCUCCUCCACACAGUUUAGCCCCGUCUACUUUGACCGCCCGGACCCUUCCCACAGCCGAGCAGAGGAUAUGAUGGGCUUUGGUGCCGCCGCGUCCAGGGCAGAAGUGAUAACUGCAGCAGUGCACAGCUCCCUCCCACUCGGGGGCACUGCAAGUUCCCACAAACAGGUGAGCGGUUGCGUCGUCACUGCCAGUCAACAAAGAGCUUCAAAGACUGUAACGGCUCGCGGCACCGCCCGCCCUGACGCUGGCAAGGCUGCGCGGGUCAACCUCCAGGUGACGAGUGUGGCUCCGCCCAUGAGCUCUGUGGUCGUUGAACGCCAUCAUCCCGUUACGCAGCUCACUAUCGGUCAGGCCACGGCCGCUAAGUUUCCUCGCUCCUCCCAACAGGGCCAAAGCUCCACCAGAGGCAGAAGCUCCUCCAGAGCACCCAGCAGCACGUGCCAUGCGCACUCUAUCAAAGUAGUUGAUUGACCACAUGCCAUGCAGGUGUCGAUUUUAUUCCAUGCCACUAACCAAGAAAUGGUUUAGUUUUAUUAUAUUUGGAUAUUUUGGAUUGAAUUUGUCCACUCUGGUAUUUUAAGUGAACAUUAAAUGUCCUUUCAUCAAUGUGCAGGAUUUCUUUUCGAAUAGGAUUCUCAGAAAAGCGUUGUAAAUGUUUUGAUUAUUAACAACUGGACAGAGUUUAGAAUUACAAAACUUUAUUUCUAUGAAAAAAAUGUUUUGACAGAAUAGUUUAACCUGUUCAUUAUUUUAGAUUUCAAGUAUUAUUUUUCAUGAUUUCUUUCCAUAAAGUCCAACCAUCCCAAACUGCAGGUUUGUUAAAAACUCACUGAUCAAAAUAAAGUACUUUAUGAUGA
Messenger RNA from Gasterosteus aculeatus aculeatus (three-spined stickleback), 2216 nucleotides. It is a transcript of the gene poc5, whose product is annotated as POC5 centriolar protein homolog (Chlamydomonas). Gene Ontology annotation, biological process: eye photoreceptor cell development. The record is from RefSeq and is a predicted model, not a curated record. Gene Ontology annotation, cellular component: photoreceptor connecting cilium. Lineage: Eukaryota; Metazoa; Chordata; Actinopteri; Perciformes; Gasterosteidae.